Messenger RNA from Hansenula ciferrii, 1509 nucleotides. It is a transcript of the gene SAL1, whose product is annotated as Ca(2+)-binding ATP:ADP antiporter SAL1. Bases 1 to 1509 code for a protein of 502 amino acids. Gene Ontology annotation, biological process: transmembrane transport. Gene Ontology annotation, molecular function: calcium ion binding; ATP transmembrane transporter activity. The record is from RefSeq and is a predicted model, not a curated record. NCBI's taxonomy places the organism in Eukaryota, Fungi, Ascomycota, Saccharomycetes, Phaffomycetales, Wickerhamomycetaceae. The transcript has a single exon.
AUGUCAAAUAAUAAAUCAAUUGAAGAAUUACAAGAAUCAAAAAUCAAAUCUUUAUUUAAUGAAAUAGAUGUAUAUAAAACUGGUAAAAUUGAUUUGAAAACUUUACAAUCUGCUUUAGAUAAAUCUGAUCAUCCAUUAAAAAAUAAUAAUGAUGCUAUUUUACAAUUAUUUAAUUCCUUGGAUCUCAAGAAUGAUAAAUUUAUAGAUUAUGAAGAAUUUAAAACUUAUUUUAUUAAAGCUGAAGUACAAAUCCUUAAUGGGUUUAAAAAAUUAGAUUCAAAUUCUGAUGGGAAAAUUAAUUUACAUGAUUUAAAUAAAAUUUUACAAGAGAAGAAUAUUAAUGAAAAUGAUAAAUUUCAAAAAUUUAUUACUUUAUUAACAAAUGAUGAUCCUAAAGCCAACUACAUAACAUAUGAUCAAUGGAGAGAUUUCUUAUUAUUUGUUCCAAGAUUAAACGGUUCAAGAUUGAAAACUGCUUAUGAAUUCCUAAAUUCAAAUCAUAACGUUGAUUAUAAUUCAGAAGGUGAUAUCACCGUUUCAAAUGAUUUACUCAAAGGUUUAGGGUUUUUCCUUGCUGGUGGUCUUAGUGGUGUUGUUUCAAGAACUUGUACUGCACCUUUUGAUCGUAUAAAAGUUUUCCUUAUUGCAAGAACUGAUUUAUCUUCAACUUUAUUACACAAGAAACAAUCAUUAGCUAAGAAUGAAAUUCCCCUAGAUAAGAUAAAAUCUCCUUUAAUAAAAGCUGCAACUACUUUAUAUAGACAAGGUGGUCUUAGAGCUUUUUAUGUUGGGAAUGGUCUUAACGUGGCAAAAGUUUUCCCUGAAUCUGCAAUGAAAUUUGGUUCUUUUGAAUUUGCUAAAAAAAUAAUGUCAAAUUUAGAAGGUGUCAAAGAUACUUCUGAAUUAUCAAGAUUUUCAACAUAUAUUGCAGGUGGUCUUGGUGGUGUUUUUUCUCAAUUUACCGUAUAUCCAGUUGAUACUUUAAAAUAUAGAGUUCAAUGUGCUCAAUUAGAUACAAAACUCCAGGGAAAUAAAUUAUUAUUCCAAACUGCUAAAAAUAUGUAUAAAGAAGGUGGUUUAAAAUUAUUUUAUAGAGGUGUGCUUGUCGGUGUUACUGGUAUUUUCCCAUAUGCUGCUUUAGAUUUAGGUACUUUCUCAGCAAUGAAAAAAUGGUAUAUCAAUAAAGAAGCUAAAAAGCAAAAUGUUUCACCUGAUGAUAUUGUUAUGAGUAAUUUAAUUGUCUUACCAAUGGGUGCAUUUUCAGGUACUGUGGGUGCUACAGUAGUGUAUCCAAUAAAUUUAUUAAGAACAAGAUUACAAGCUCAAGGAACUUAUGCACAUCCAUAUAGAUAUACUGGGUUUAAAGAUGUAUUGUUUCAAACUAUACAGAGAGAAGGUUAUCCUGGAUUAUUUAAAGGUUUAGUACCAAAUUUAGCAAAAGUUUGUCCUGCUGUUUCAAUUAGUUAUUUGAUGUAUGAAAAUUUAAAAAGAGUAAUGUCAUUAGAAUAA